AUGGAUACCGAAAACCUGAGAACCGCGUUCAACAAUUAUGCAAACAAAGCAACCGGGCAGCUUGAAAGCAGAAUGUUCGUCAAAUUAUUCAAGCAAGCGGGUCUGUUAAACUCAAAAUUCACUGCUAACGACGUAGACGUCAUCUUCGUCAAGCAUAGAACCAAAAUACCGACGCAACGGUUUUGGUGGAGAAAGCGGGUCCUCCCUUAUACUCGGGGACAGAAACCCUUCCCGUGCGUUUGCACGACGAUAAAAGCGGCUACACCGGCGUUCACGCCCACGGAGGACCAUCGUUCAAGUGAUCAAACGACGCCCUCAUCCUGUGGACAGUGUGGUUGCGUCCUGAUAUGUUACACUCAUGCUUUAAAACAUACCUGA
This is a messenger RNA of Babesia bigemina, 378 nucleotides long. RefSeq lists its product as hypothetical. The record is from RefSeq and is a predicted model, not a curated record. NCBI's taxonomy places the organism in Eukaryota, Apicomplexa, Aconoidasida, Piroplasmida, Babesiidae. Gene Ontology annotation, biological process: microtubule polymerization. Gene Ontology annotation, molecular function: tubulin binding. The transcript is spliced from 2 exons. The coding region runs from base 1 to 378 and encodes 125 amino acids.